Molecule: messenger RNA, 1015 nt
Organism: Lycium barbarum (goji berry)
Lineage: Eukaryota; Viridiplantae; Streptophyta; Magnoliopsida; Solanales; Solanaceae
Exons: 5
Coding region: 1-894 (297 amino acids)
Biological process (GO): mRNA splicing, via spliceosome
Cellular component (GO): post-mRNA release spliceosomal complex
Molecular function (GO): protein dimerization activity
Source: RefSeq, a predicted model, not a curated record
AUGCAAGAGCUAGAGCUAGUUGCCAUGUCAUAUAUUGUUCACAUUGAAAUAUCCGUCAUGGAGAUCUAUUUUGAACGCAUAGUGACUGAAUCUCCUGAAUCUUUUAUUAUACCAAGUGCUGCUACUCCUGUGGCAAAAGUAAAUCCUAGAGAAUUGAACCCAUAUUUGAAGGAUGGCGGAAGUGGUUAUCCUGAUGAUCCAGAAGGAACAAAGAGUGGUGGCAGCCAACUUCUGUCUACAACUGCUGUUGGUGAUGGAGGUGCAAGUUGGAGGCUUAAAGCCUUGAGACGAGCUCAAGAACAAGCAGAUCGUGAAGGACGGAAGCUUGAUGAGGUGGCAGCAGAACGCUGGGGCUCAAUUAGUCAGCUUGCUGUUUCUGCGUCUUCCGGUAAAGCUGCACCAACCCGUGCUCAUCUUCAUGCUAUCAAUGAUAGGAGGAGAGGGGUAAUGGAUGACAAAGAAGCUGGUGCAAACAAAAGAAAUCAGACUUAUGCUAGAAAGCCAAAUGUGGAUAUCAGCCAACUGGAUGAGGUGGACGUCUUAGCAUGGUGGAAGAAGUACAAGGCAAGCUAUCCGAUACUUUCAAGAAUGGCUCGAGAUAUCCUUACGGUUCAAGUAUCAACCGUGGCUUCGGAGAGCGCAUUUAGCCAAGGAAGACAGCAAAUUGGAGACCAUAGACAUUCAUUAUCCGGCUUUAGCUUGCAAGUACUAGUGUGCAUUCGAGAUUGGAUUAGAUCGGAGCGACGCAACCAAAACUCAGAAGCGGAGCAAGGCGAAGACGAAGAAAUUGAAGAUUUGAUAGCUAGUGGACCGGACCAAAUGGAAGACUUUGAAGAUAUUUCCAUGACCGAAUAUGAUGUGGGGGAAAUUAACGAAAUGGUUCAAAAUUGGUGAUUUUAUUAUUCUACUAUUUUUGUAUAACUCAUGUAUUAUUUGCAAGUUAAAAAAAAUACAACUUGCAAAUAAAUGUUAUCCAAGAAUGAAUAAAAUAUAUGGCUCAUUGAGCUUUCUUCUA